CUUUUUGUAUAUUGAGUUUUUUAAAUAAACGCAAGAAAUCAUCAGUUACCCUUUUUUUAAAAGGCACUCUUUUUCUAUUAAACCCCUUCUUUUUAAAUAUCUAUUAAAAAGAAGCUUCACUUUCUUCUCUUGAUUAUAUACUAGCCAUCAUGCCUCUUGAAGAUUCUCUCUCUCCAAAAGAGACCGUCAUUAAUGUCAACAAUGACAAGCCUGCUUCUGCACCAGUGGUAGAAGACGCCUACGAGCUGAAAGGACAAUCUACAGCCAUUGACAUGCCUCCUACUACCAAUGAAAAGGUCGAAGAUGCCUCUACAGACGAUGAUGAUGACCAUUUAAAGAAAAAGGAAGGACGGUUCAAGAGAUUUUACCGAAGACAUAAGAAAUGGUUCCAUCUCUGUUACUUUCUUAUUUUUACCGGAUAUCUUGCCGCCUCUUAUGCUCUUCAAGUGCCAAAAGGAUACAAUCAAGAGAACCUUGUGUUGGGUUUAAUCUAUGCAUUCUUUUGUCUAAAGUUUGCUUUCAAAUAUAUUCCUACAACUGUCGUGACCAAACCAUGGAAUGCCUGUAUUCGUACUAUAGCCAAACCUCUCGAAAGAGUUCCCAAGUAUAUUCUUCAUAUUGCUUAUGGUUUCUUUGUUUUCGCCGUCAUUGUCAUCACCGCCUUUAGCUUACCAGAAAGGCCAGAAUCAACUCGUAUUCAACGUCUGAUUGCUCUCUUUGGUUUGAUUGUCUUCUUGGUUGUCUUGUACGCUUCCUCCAACAACCGUAAAGCGAUCAAUUGGAACACGGUCUUUUCUGGUAUGCUUAUCCAAUUUAUCCUGGCCCUCUUUGUCUUCCGUUCCUCUGUUGGUCAUGACAUCUUCCAAUGGGCCUCCAGAUUUGCUCAAGGAUACCUCGACAAAGCCACCAACGGCGCGGCCUUUGUCUUUGGCAAUGCUGCAGUUCAAUCAAACGUGUUUGCCAUUACUGUUUACCCUGCUUUGAUCUUCUUUGCAGCCACUGUGCAGAUAUUGUACUACAUCAAUGCCCUUCAAUGGGUCCUUCAAAAAUGCGCGACUAUCUUCAUGACUCUCUUCAAGAUGUCAGGUGCCGAAGCUGUCGUAGCUGUGGCCUCUCCUUUCUUGGGCCAAAGUGAAAAUCCUUUGCUUAUCAAGCCAUUCUUGCCCUACUUGACCAUGUCUGAAAUCCAUCAGGUCAUGUGCUCUGGUUUUGCUACCAUUUCUGGUUCUGUGCUCUAUGGUUACAUGACCAUGGGUAUCUCGGGUGAAGCUCUGUUGACGUCCUGUAUCAUGUCUAUUCCUUGUGCUAUCACCGUUUCUAAGAUGCGUUAUCCCGAAACCGAGACACCAAUGACUGCAAAGACGGUGCGUGUGCCUCCUAGCGAUGACCGUCCAUCCAACUUGCUCCAUGCUGCUGGUAAUGGUGCUGCAGAAGGUAUUCAUAUUGCCUUGCUCAUGACUGCCAAUUUGAUAUCCCUUCUUGCCUUACUCUAUGCCGUCAAUGCACUCUUAACCUGGGCCGGUAACUUUUUGACAAUUCAAGAUCUCACACUUCAAUUGAUCACUGGUUAUAUCUUUGUCCCUAUUGCAUGGUUGAUUGGUAUUGAAAACAGAGACGUCGUCGCUGUCGGACAGAUUUUGGCAACCAAGAUCUGGGCCAAUGAAUUCGUAGCCUUCCAAGCUCUCACAACAACCUACAAAGACGUCUUGACACCACGUUCUGUCAUCAUCACCACUUAUGCUGUCUGUGGGUUUGCCAACCUUGGUAGUGUAGGUAUGCAGAUCAGUGUCUUGAGUACUUUGGCCCCAAAGCGUAAUGGUGAUAUUGCUAGUAUCGCUGUCUCUGCUAUGCUUUGUGGUGCUCUCUGUACCUUUAUCUCUGCUUCCAUUGCUGGUAUGCUUAUGUAUUAAAAUACCAUCUCCUUUUUUUUUUUGUGUGUGCAUUUGCAUAUUUCCUCCCCUUUUGUAUUUUAGCUAUUGUAAUUUUAUAAUAAAUCAUGUAUUUCUAGACAAGACAAUCUAAACGUGGCUUUUUGAUAGUCUUUUUUUUUGGGUUGAAGAUGG
Rhizopus microsporus ATCC 52813 is the source of this 2063-nucleotide messenger RNA. RefSeq lists its product as uncharacterized. Gene Ontology annotation, molecular function: nucleoside transmembrane transporter activity; symporter activity. The transcript has 3 exons. The record is from RefSeq and is a predicted model, not a curated record. Gene Ontology annotation, cellular component: membrane. NCBI's taxonomy places the organism in Eukaryota, Fungi, Mucoromycota, Mucoromycetes, Mucorales, Rhizopodaceae. Gene Ontology annotation, biological process: nucleoside transmembrane transport. The coding region runs from base 150 to 1910 and encodes 586 amino acids.